CUCACCUUUCUCUAUAAGGGCUUACUAUCUAUCCAGUUCACGGUUAGCUGCAUUUCUGGUGCAAUAAAUUACUUGAUACAGGUUCCAAAGAAAGAAAUCCAAGAAAAUGGCUGCUUCAAAAUCCUUAGAUGACUUUAAUAAACUGUUAGAUACCUCAGAUACAAAAGUAAAACUAACUGUUACAAAUAACUUACUAGCCUACUUAUCAAACCCAGAAAACAGUUUAGAAUGUGAAGACAUCGGCCUUUUCAUGGAUGCAAUGGUACCCUGGAUGCAGUCAAGCAAUAGUAAGGUGUCACAGAACUCAAUUGAUGUUUUGACAAACUUUGCUGAUCGAAUGAGUACAGAUUUCAAACCGUAUUUGCAUAUGGUAAUAUCUCCUGUGGUUGACAGACUAGGCGACAAUAAAGAAGUCGUGAGGGAGAAAGCUCAGCUUUUCCUUCUGAAACUUUUGGAGAGAGAAAUUGCAUCACCAUAUUACUUGUUUGAGAAGUUGACAUUAGCAUUUACUCACAAAAAUGCUAAAAUCCGAGAAGAAGUGUUAAUCUGUUAUCAGUCCGCACUGAGGGAGCAUGGACCUUCAAACCUUGGCUUGUCAAAACAUGUUCCAAGCAUUUUGAAACUUCUGCAUGAUCCACUUCCAUCUGUGAGAGAUGCAGCUUUUAAUGCAUUGACUGAAAUAUAUCGACAUGUAGGGGAAAAAUUUCGACAAGAUAUCCAACGUCGCUGCAGUGCCAAAGAUACUAAGAUUGCAGUCCUUUUUUCGAAGUUUGACGAAAUAAAAAAUGAAGGUGGAUUGCUUGCCUCAGCGUGUGGAGCAGAAGAUUCUGCAAGGUCCUUUGAUGAACCUGAUGGAGAUGCUGGUGCUAUCCCGAAAUCUGGAAGACAACGAUCUGCAAGUUUUUCGAGGAAGAACUCUGGAGUAGGCAAAGCAACUUCACCAGGGCCGAGAUCUAAAACCAGGCGUUCGGCCUCCUUUAAGCGUCAGUUGGUUACUGCGUCAUCUGCACCAGGAACUCAAGGCAGUAAAAAAGCAUCAGCGGGAGCAGUGGAUGAGGAGCAUUUUGUGAAAGUUUUUGAGGAAGUUCAACCAGCCACAAUUUUCACUGCGCGAGAAUUGGAAGAAGAGCUGACCAAAAUAACUGACAUAAUUAAUGAUCCAAAUAAUGAUUGGUCAAAACGUGUUGAGGCGUUGAAAAAACUACGAUCUGUUGUAAUGGCUGGAGCUGCUAAGCAUCAGGAAUUUUUCAAACACUUACGUUUAAUGGAGACACCAUUUUUAGGAGUUUUGAAAGAUCUGAGGUCACAGGUUGUGAGAGAAGCAUGCUGCACAAUAGCUUUUAUGUCUCAACACCUAGGCUCGAAGUUUGACCAUUUUGCAGAAAUUAUUCUUGGCAAUCUAAUUAAUCUGAUUCCAAAUUCAGCCAAGGUAAUAGCAACUGCUGGCCUAGUAACAGUACGCUUUCUCAUAAGGUCCACUCACUCAAACAGACUGAUACCAGCGAUAAUAUCAAAUAUGGAAUCAAAAUCGAGGGAAAUCCGACGAGCAUGUUGUGAGUUUCUUGAAUUAAUUCUUCGUCUUUGGCCCGCUCACACACUUGAAAAACAGGUUGCAAACCUGCAACAAGCUCUGAGGAAAGGAAUGUAUGAUGCAGACAGUGAAGCUCGGCAGUGUUCCCGUAGGGCUUUCUGGCAUUUCCGGCUCCAUUUUCAUGAAAAUGCUGAGCAGAUAUUAAACUCACUGGAUAGUACACAUAAGAAAGCUCUUAAUCUUGAAAUGGGAAUGUCAAAUUCAAACAAUAUAGCAGACCAGCAAGGAGGAAGAGGAGGUAGGCUGGCAGCUGGAAGUGACUUUCCAAGAGGUCGAACUGUUGCAGAUGGAUCACCACGUCGAGGUUCAGCUCCUGGCCCAUCAGCACUCCGGUCUAAUAGUGCUAUUGAUCUGCAGGCAGCCCAACGUGCCAAGGCAAGAGCACAGUAUGCUGCUUUAGCUCGACAUAAAGUAGGAUCUGGGGCGUCUCUUCCUCGGCCAGGAAAGAAAGCUGCAGACUCAUCUGGCAUGUCCACAAGUGUUAUAACAUCUCCAGAAAGAUUGGGCAGAACAAGGAGUCGGAUGUCAAAUGUAUCUCAGUCCCAACCUACAAGCCGCUCAGGGUCUCCGUCUUCCAGACUAAGUUAUGCUACCUUUUCAACUACAAACAGAGAAACAGGACAUGAUGGCAGACAACGUAGACCAUCCGGCAUCCCUCUCUCGACAGGACCUAGUUGUGAAGCUAGCAGAGAGACUUCGCCAAGUCGUUACUCUUUAAAUCUACUUGAUCGCUCAUUUGGCUCAAAAUUGAGAGGGAGGUCUGGACAUAUUGGCAAUGUGAGUGAUCGCCAAGGACAGUCCCGACCAGUGAUGGCCCAAAAAAUAUUACAACAGAGUCGGGAAGCUGAGUCUGCACUAGCUGAUGCCUUGACAUUCGACUCAGUUGACGGAAAUGAAGUUGGCAGCCGAGUACCACUCAGCCGCAAGGCAUACAGAUCGUUUGAUGAUCAUUCAGAUGACAGUGAGACAUCCAGUGUGUGUUCAGAGCGAUCUCUUGAUUGCUACAGGAGGUCUGGUGAUAACAUAUCGGACAUCAUAAACAACUGUGCCAGCACACACUGGAAUGAGCGUAAGGAUGGGCUGGUCUCAUUGCAAGCAUAUUUCCAAAAUGAAAACAGACUAAGACACGUUGAACUCCAAUGAGUAACUGAAAUUUUUACCAAAAUGUUCAUGGACUCCCAUACAAAAGUCUUCAGUAUGUUUCUGGAUACUCUAAAUGAACUAAUUCUAGCACAUAAAGAUGAUUUACAUGAUUGGAUAUACAUUCUGCUUACACGUCUCAUGAAUAAACUUGGUGGAGAUUUGCUGGGUUCAAUCCAAAAUAAAAUACACAAGUCAUUAUCUAUUGUAAGGGAAUCAUUUCCACUGGAACUCCAAAUGAAUGCAAUUAUAAGGUUCCUGGUUGAUCAGACUCAAACACCCAAUUCUAAAGUUAAAGUAGCUGUUCUUCAAUACUUGGCCCAGCUUGCAUCCUAUAUGGAUGCCUCAUCCUUUAACCCAGGUGCCCGAGAAGCAGCUGCAGCUUUAGCCAAAGUAAUCAGUUGGACAAAUGAUCAGAAAUCAGCUGAAAUCAGAAAAGCCGCUCAGAACGCUCUAAUUGCAUUAUUCAACCUGAAUACACCUCAGGUGACAAUGAUUUUGUCAUCACUGUCUCCAGAUUACCAGGAAACAGCAGCAAGCCUUGUAAAUAGCCAUGUAAGGCGCAGUAGCACGGGAAGUUCGCCCCCAUCACCAUCACCACAUGUUCAGUCUCCAGCAACUCCACAGUCUAGACCUUCUCUGGAGAUGGAUGAGGGAAGUCUCAAUCCAGAAGAAGUGUACAGGUCACUCCACAGAACAACCACAGAAAUACAGAAUUAUAGUUUUGAUGGUGGCCUCAGUUCUGUGAAAAUGCUGGAUAAGGAACGAGAAACUACAUCACACGAUUCUGGCAUCAGUCAGAUGUCUUGCGGUAUGGAGAAAUUAGAAGAACAAAUGGAACAUCUUCUGUCAAUUAGUAGAGAACCUACAAAUUUGGAUGGCCAAGAUUCAGAUCAAGAUUACAAGAAUAUGCCAUCGGCAGCUCUAGUAGAAGAAAACUGUCAAAUUGUGCAGAAUGUGAUUGACACUUUAAAAGUUGAUGAUGAAGGAAAUGCAAAAGUAUCUGAGCAAGACAGUAAGAAAGCACUUUCUCAGUUAAAACACCUAAUAAAAUCUGGAGCUGUUGGUAUCAUAGUCUAUAAUUUCAAGGUUCUAUUAAGGGUUCUGGUAUCACAGUUGGCACUACCUCACUCUCCAGUGAAGACGUACAUUUUAAAUGUGCUACACGAUAUGAUCAAAGACCCAACUGUGAGACAUUGUUUUAAUAUGUACGUAGAGUUAAUCGUGCUGCGAACGCUAACAGCUUACAGUGACCCGUGUAAAGAGGUGUCGAAAGCAGCUGAGCACUGCAUUUCAGCUAUUGGAAAAUCACUGCCUCCUGAACAACUCAUUAAUGUAGUUUGUCCAUUGAUAAAAACAGGAGAUCUUCCAAUGAAUUUGGGAGCUAUAAAAAUAUUAACUCGUGUCAUUGAACACACUACGCAAGAUAUUUUAGAACCACAUCUGAAAGAAAUAAUGGAAAGUCUCGUCAAAGCAUAUGAUAACGAAGAAAGUUCUGUGAGGAAAUCUGCUGUAUUUUGUAUGGUUGAAUUACACGGUAUUGUUGGAGAGGCAGUUUUGCAACCGCAUUUAGCUAGCUUAAACAAUAGUAAGCUGAAACUUCUUCACCUGUAUAUCAAACGAUCGCACCAUGGUGGUUCGAGUGGCAUCACUUCACCAAAAACCACAACGUCGUGAAACUUUUAAUACUCGUUAAUUUUGGCUUUAAUGUAUUCUAUCAUUCCAGUGCUUGUCAAUUUUUUUAACGAAACAGAGUUUUCCAGUUAUUAAAGCCCAAAAAUAAACAGUA
Molecule: messenger RNA, 4520 nt
Organism: Schistocerca serialis cubense
Lineage: Eukaryota; Metazoa; Arthropoda; Insecta; Orthoptera; Acrididae
Product: CLIP-associating protein 1-A-like
Exons: 31
Biological process (GO): mitotic spindle assembly
Cellular component (GO): cytoplasmic microtubule; spindle microtubule; mitotic spindle
Molecular function (GO): microtubule binding
Source: RefSeq, a predicted model, not a curated record